GGGCCACCUCUUCGUGGUGCGGGAGACGAGUAGUCAGUUGCUCCCAGCAACUGGUGAAACCAACGGCCCCUCUCGUUGCCCGCUUGAUAUGUGUAUCUGUAACACGGUUGCCGCGAGGCAGACUCCGCGCCUGCGCAGGCUCAUCGGCCUGUCUUCAAUUCGGCCUUCAUCUCAGAAUACCUUCUCUACCGAUAAAAAACCUACCUUGGUCGUGCCGCCUAUCUAACGAUCAAGCCGAACCCGACCUCCUCUUUCACCCUCCCCCUCUUUAUCGACCCGGUCCGCAGUCGAUAUCGUACAAGCGGCGGAAUCCGAUAGGUGACCCUGGCGGGCCCUGUUGUGGCGGGACUUCGAUCCCAGCGUUUAUUCAUUCAACAUCAACAACACACAUUUCAACUCAGAGGCACUGGACUUCCCUCUCUUCAACGUGCUAGCUGGGACAUGACAGCGCCCAUGCUGCGAGAGACGAGGAGUCAGUUGCUUCCAGCAAAUUGCAAACCCAAUACCACCUUCAAGCGAGCACCUGACUUCUUUACGACCUCGAAUCCAACAAAGAUUCCGCUAUUCUUUUGCCGUGCCUGCCAGUUUUGAGCCACCUGCACUCUUCACUCAAGUAAAGCUGCCACAGAUGCACCUUCCGUACCAACUACGGAACCGUCCUUCACCCAAGCAAAAGCUGCCUGAGCUGCACCUUCCAUGGGGAAACAUGCCUCACUUUUCUUCCUGUCAACACUGGCAUUCCUCUCUCUCCCCCUCUUGUUCAAAGGUCGGGACGGUUAUCGCACACAUUACCAGUUCUACAUGAUCAUGAUGGCUCGCCAGCUUGCCCUGCAUUGAACUUCAAGACCACACACCAACCAGAUACUUUGUGCAGACAACUUUCAGCCGCUCUCUGAAGAAGUCGUUCCGCCCAAUUUCUGCCAUCAAGAUGUCCUCGAUCGACAGGACUACCAGUCCCCUCGUCGACUCUGCCUCCUCCGCCAGACAGUCUAGCGAGACCACAAAACCGGUCAGCAAAUCUGCGUCGGAACUCCUAGAGAUAGCAAAGCAACAUGGUCGACCAAGAGGAGGUCCUCGGCCAGAGACUGUCCAAUGUCCCUCACGUCCAAAGAAGUUCAGCAAGAGAGAGCACAUGAGGCAGCAUCAUGUCGUGGUUCAGAAAACGGUUCUUCCAACAAUCUCUGGGAUGAAAAAGUUCAACAAACACAAACUUGAAGCCAUGUCGAACGAAGAAGCUCCCACAUUGUUCCUUCGUGCGAUUAUUGCAAUCUCACGGAAAAAUAGCACUGUCGAUUCGAAGCAGGUCCAAGAACUUCACAAACGCAAUGACGAUCUAUACGGAUUUGUGCAGAAAGUCAUCCACAGCCAGCUUCAUGUUGAACAGGCGGCGUCAUCGUCAUGCAAUCAAAGCUGUCCAGCAGAAAAUUCUCCUUCGUUCUCAAUGGUGUCUCUUCAAAUACAGAUAUGAGUUCAACCCGACAGACAGAAGUGUCGACACUCCGAAACAUUCUUCGCCGCCUGGAUAUCGAAACUCAAGCAAAUCCAACCUGAUUGUCAUUGUGUUCUGCAGCUUCGACGGGUUCUGUACCAAUAUUGAAGGGUUCGAACAUCGCGAGCAACUCGAGAGAUCUGCGUCAGAUCAUGCCUGAACGUCGGAACAUGUUUGAUAUCGACGGUGGCUCUCCGGAUGGCCGUGAAUUCAACCAAAGCGAACUCGUCACAUACACUGAAGCUGAUGUUCUUGCCAACGAGCCCUCUCUCAACUCCGAAUUCCUACAUUCUUUUGGUUCUCGUGUCGACUCCCACGGCAUGUUUGAUACGCCUCUAGCGUGUCAAGAGUCUUCCUUGUGCAGACGGGCCUUUGAGCUUAGCAUUACAAUCAACUCGGCUAUUCAAGUCUCGAUCCUGAAGCGGUCUUCAACGCCUCCCAAAUCCUUACCGAUCGAAACACACUCCCGGGCACUCCCUUUCUAUCGCCCUCUCAGACUCCCAUUCCGAAAUCUCGCUACUUCACUACCCCAGUUGAAAAGCUCAAACUCGCCCUUCAAUCACCAUUUUAUCAGCUUGAAGAACCUGUUUGCCACUCCCGGAUCAUUCCCACGACAGCCAAAGAAACCCAGCGCUACGCUUGUCCCUAAAUCAUUGUCUCCAUCUCACUCUUCCCAUAAUCCAUCUAUUCAGCCACUCGAGAGGGUCAAAAAACCAAACAAAGCUGGAUCCUUCAGGCACCUUCGUAAUAAUCAUAAUCAUCUUGACUUCAACUGGCCCUCACCCUUCUUUCAGCUAUCAAUCUCACGUGGCUCUCAACUUUCAGUGCGUGCACUUCAAGUAACUUGAAGAAAGUUCGGCGCCAGUGAAUUUCCAAGCCCUCUUUCAGAAAACACAUUCAUCCAGAGAACCACACGUCACUACAUUCCUCUUCAAACUCUCUGAGAGUCACCACUACCAGCGUUGAUCAUUGCUUCACGAUUUUGCUUGUUGGAUUUGAAGUCACUCCAAGGAACACUUCCGGCGCACAGCAAGAACAUAAUUUUGAUCGCUCUUCAGAUCAUUCAAGAGUCACCACCACGAGAGUUGGCCAGCGGUUCCCAACUUCAAUCUUCGCAGUUGAAAAGAUUCCGAGGAACACUUCCAGCACACAGCAAGAUGUCACAGACUACAAAAUAUUGGGUGGAGUUCUUCAAUAAAUUUAUUGAUGCUGAUCGUCGUCGUCGUAUCAAACGUGAGGAUGUCCCUGAAACCCCAGAACCGUCAAGAGUGGCUUUUGCCAGCUGGGACGAGUACCUCGGUACGCUGGGGUCUGGUGCGCUUAUCGAGUCGGCUUUGGCAGACAGAGAGAAGAACCGAGAAUUCCACACGCGCAUCAGGCUGUUAGAACACAAAGAAGGAAACCGAACCCAGUUUAUCUGUCUUUUCAAGGUCCCGAGAAGAUGCCAAGAAAACUUCACUGAGAGAGACAAAGCAUCUGCCCAUCUGACUAAGAACGCUUCCCGAGUAACCCUGACUGAUGAUUCCUCAGCGGUGAUGACUACAGUCCAAAACCUUGGCGCGGACCUUGGGACAUCAAUAUCCUACCAACUGUUCCGACUGGGCCACCAGAAGUAGCCUGGGCUACAAUUGAGCGCCACCACUACGCCAGCAAAGAUGAAUACCGCGACCGGCAGCAUUAUCCUGUCACUUCCUUCUCUGAGUUCAACAAGAUAAAACAGAGUCGUGGAAUGCAAGCCGCGAUAUGGUACCUUCUUGACAACUCGACUGUCUAUGCCACCAUUAUCCCGGAAGACCGCCACAGCAUCUUUGUGUACGUUAUCAGCGCCUUGAUUAACCUGAAAAAGAAGGUAGCGCAAUCACUAGAUGGCGGGAUUUCAAAGCUACUACUUGCAGCUCGUCCAGACAAGGUCCCCCAACUUAACAUUUACCGAUCCCUCAGUGACCCUUCUCUUGCACACGAGGACGGGCUGUACCUCAAUGAGAGCCAAAAGGAAGCAAUCCGUUUCGGACACCAUGCUCCAGCGGGGUUCGUCCUUUGUCAUGGAGGGCCUGGAACGGGCAAGACGCAUUUCAUCAUCCAGGCUGUUCGACCUUUUCUCCUAGAUAGCGCCAAGCAGCACCGAGUGCUAGUCACAGCAGCUUCCAACACAAGCGUCGACUCCGUGGCAAGAGCUUUGGAUGGACAGCUGAGGCAAGUGGUUGCUGAAAGAGGAGGCUCAAACAAGCAAUAUGUGAUUCGUCUGCACAGCAUCAAGACAGAGAAGUCAGUGGCUCUUCGAGAAGCGAGGCUCGCAAGACAAGCCAGUCUAGCCGCCAAAAAGCACAACCCUUCACCCAAAAACUCUGACGCCCGUCCGCCGAUAUCGGGGCAGGCUGAUACGAUUCUCGCACAUUGUCAAGCCUUCAUGGAGCGCAAGUAUGAAGGUGUCAGCGACGAGCGGGUGAAUGCCAUUGAGCUGUCUGCAGGCGAGAGGAUGCUUGAGAUCGCCGGACUACGUAAAGAGAGCCUACUCAAUACCGCAAGCCGGUUCACGAAAUUCGCAGACUUGUAUCAGCGGUUCGUCGACGGUGACGAGUUCAACUACGAGAAAUGGGAAACUCUUGGUGAAGAGAUAGAGGAGCUCUUAGCUUAUACCAUCAAUCACGCUUCAGUCAUUUGUGCAACUGUUGGCGGAGCUGCCGACGGCUUUUUCUGCAAGCACUACGCUGAUGCAGAGUUGAUUGUCGUCGAUGAGGCUGCCCGAGUCCCUGAAUACCAAAUGUGGCCGUUACUUGCCUGCUAUCCCAACGCGGUCGGCAAGGUCUUGGUUGGAGAUCCCAACCAGCUAGGUCCUAUGAUCAGAGGCGAUGAUACAAAGGACGACGCGAAGAGCAUAAUCAACCCUUUUCAGAGGCAGUUGGAAAUGUCACUUCAACAACGCCUUCAGUCCGCAGGUUUCACGUCGGCCUUCUUCAAUGUGCAAUACCGGGCCGUGGAGAAGAUUGCCCGGAUUUACAGCAACGUCUGCUACGGGGGUCUCUUGCAACAUGGUCGAACCUCGGAACUGGAAGACGAUCAGCUUGCCAAAGACAUCAUCGAACAUAACCGGCAAACAUAUGGUAUCCCCGAACCCGUGGUGUUCUACGACAUACCAGACGCUGCACAAGGACGGAACUACCAUCGGUCCAGAUUCUGCAAGGAAUAUGUCAUAUUGGUGCUGAAGAUUUUGAGGGGUCUCUUCAACGCCGGAUUCGGAACUCGUGAGAAGUCUUGCUCUAUCGCCAUCUUGACACCGUAUAUCGAGCAAAAACGACUCCUCAAGGUAUCAAAAGCGCAAAUGGAAAAACUCUAUCCAGCAGCCAAGGACGUCGUCUUGCAGACCGUCGACAGCGUCCAAGGCAUGGAGUACGAUGUGGUCAUUGUGGAUCCCACCGUCGUGCGCAGCCCCGGGUUCCUUGAUGCAAAUCGACUGAACGUGAUGUUCUCGCGCGCCAGAUAUGGCCUCUACGUCGUUGGCGAUUACAUGUCGUGGAUUUCCAUGAGGAAGGAUGAUUCGGCGCCCUUGAGAAAGUUUGCAGCAGAGUUCAAAGCGACCUACCGGAUAAAAUGGGAUAGGGGGCAAAAAGAUCAAACUUUGUCCUCGCCAUUCUUUGACGAGGAGAUGAUUGCAGGCUAUGAGUCGGAAUGAUUGCAUGGUCUGGUCACUUCGAGGAGGCGAUUGUUGAAACAAAAAGUCAUAGCUCCGAAUCACUAGGCGCGGAAAUGAGAUAUCGAAGGAGACACAAGCUGCUCACGGCACGAGGGCAGGAGGAUAACUUGGGACCGUUCAGGAGGUGGAUGUCCGAUGUUGAGGUCAAGGCUUGCUUGGAUGAGGUUGAUCAUGAUGAGAUUAGGUAUCCGGAAGGGCCUAACUUGGAUCAGUCCGACACAGUUGUGAGGGUUGAAGUGUGAUCGACACGGUAAAGCGUCUUCAAGUCGACUUCGUGUUUUCAGGGCCGGUGGCAGGAUUUCGUGAACGAGGGACAAGAGUAUCUGCUCCAGCUUUCAGCCUCGUGUGUUCAAUGCAGCCUUGCGGUAGACAUAGAGAACCCUGAUUGGUCUAUUUGGCCGUGAAAAUGAAUGUCAGUCUGUCAGACACACCAUUUUUGUCUUGGC
This is a messenger RNA of Cladophialophora immunda, 5626 nucleotides long. RefSeq lists its product as uncharacterized. The transcript has 2 exons. Gene Ontology annotation, molecular function: 5'-3' DNA helicase activity. The coding region runs from base 3219 to 5159 and encodes 646 amino acids. NCBI's taxonomy places the organism in Eukaryota, Fungi, Ascomycota, Eurotiomycetes, Chaetothyriales, Herpotrichiellaceae. The record is from RefSeq and is a predicted model, not a curated record.